Molecule: messenger RNA, 2264 nt
Organism: Pelmatolapia mariae (spotted tilapia)
Lineage: Eukaryota; Metazoa; Chordata; Actinopteri; Cichliformes; Cichlidae
Gene: gpc5a
Product: glypican 5a
Exons: 9
Coding region: 218-1927 (569 amino acids)
Biological process (GO): positive regulation of canonical Wnt signaling pathway; regulation of protein localization to membrane; cell migration
Cellular component (GO): cell surface; plasma membrane; extracellular region
Source: RefSeq, a predicted model, not a curated record
CUGCGUGUGGAUUUAAAGGGUAAUCCGCAGCGUUUCCCCGACGGAAACACAAACCCGACACGUGCCGACGCUCAACCCUGAGAUGUGGACUCACCUGAUAACCGACGCACUCUAGCUUUAAGAGAAAUAUCAACUUCCAAAAAGACUUUUUAAGUAUUUAUUUAUUUUUAACAUUUUUUAAAAUUUCUUGUGAUCAUUCACCCGGGAUUUUAUACAAAUGGAUGCGCUGUGGGUCCGCUGUGUUUUCCUCCUGGCAUGUUGCUGUGCAUCAGGACUCGGCAGCGCAAACAAAUGCGACGAAGUGCGCAAAGUUUUCCAACUCAGACAAAUCGGACCAAGUCACUUAUUGCCUUCAAAUCCAAGACCAGGUUCAGACCUUCAGGUGUGUGUUUCCAAGAACUCCACAUGCUGCACCAAGAAGAUGGAGGAGAGGUACCAGGUGGCAGCCCGGAGAGACAUCCAGAACCUUCUCCAGACGUCCAGCUCCAGCCUGAAGUUUCUCAUAGCGCGCAACGUGGCCGCUUUUCAAGAGUCCUUCGAGGCCUUGUUGUGGCAAGCGGAGAAUUACACCAUCACCCUCUUCCAGGAUUUGUACCACAGCAUGGCUGAUCAGGCUGCGGGUCCCGUGCGGGAACUCUUCACUGACAUCAGCCUCUUCCUGCUGGGCUCUGAGUUCAGCGUCGAUGAGUUAGUGCAGCGCUUCUUUGACGCGCUCUUCCCUCUGGUCUACGAUCACCUCAUCAGCCCGAGCCUCAGCGGCGUAUCGCCGGGCCACGCCGAGUGCGUGAGGUCAUUAAGCCGCAGCGUCAGACCGUUCGGCGGGGUGCCCGGCCACCUGGCAGAUCAGAUCGCUCGAUCCGGGGUCUCUGGGAAGCUUCUUCUUCAGGCGCUGCACCUGGGAAUCGAAGUCAUCAAUACCACGGACCACUUACAGCUAAGCCGCGAGUGCAGACGGGCCCUGCUUAAGAUGCACUACUGCCCUCAUUGCCAGGGCUUAACCCAGUCCAAGCCCUGCAUGGGCUACUGCAUCAACGUGAUGCGAGGGUGUUUGGCGAGCAUGGCAGAGAUUGACAUCCACUGGAGGGAGUUUGUACGCUCGCUGGAGGGUCUGUCAGCAAGGAUGCAUGGACCUCAGGAUUUGGAGCAAGUGCUUCUGGGAAUUCACAGGCUCGUUCAUGAUGCUGUCAGGCAUGCUAAGGAAAAUGGACCGCGGCUCUCGGCACAGGUUUACAAACUGUGCGGCCCACCAAGCAGGAAGCCUGCUCAGUCGGUCAGCAUCCAGCACAGCAGCAGCAGAGAAUCCAUCCCUCUUAAAGCGUCUGCCAGAGCGCCAGGAGGCUCACUCGCUAACAGGAGAAAGGAUUUUCUGAGCAGUCUGCGUCUGUACCUCACUUACUACGGCGGCCUCGCUGAUCAGCUGUGUGCGAGCGACCUCGCAUCCAAUGACGCGCUGUCCUGCUGGAACGGAACAGAAAUCGUUAAAAGCUACACUCUCCGUGUGGUCGGAAACGGAAUCAAAGCUCAGAUCGCCAACCCCGAAGUCAAAGUGAAAGGAGCUGACCCCGUCAUAAAUCAGAUCAUUGACAAGCUCAAGCACAUCAAUCAGCUGCUGCAGGGAAAGUCGAUCCCUAAACUGGGCUCACUGGAUCAGAUUGAAACAGGAAGCGGCGAUGCAGAGGGGCGGUACAGCGGGGACUGUGAUGAUGAGGACGGUUGUGCCGGUUCAGGCGCUGGUGAGGUUAAGAGGAAAGUCUCCAGAGUCUCCAAAUUGAGCCCGGAUGUGACCGGUAAUCACAAACAUCAUCAUCAUUAUCACCAUCCACCUGCCAAGGAUUCAGAAGUGAAGGGCAGAUCCAGGAGCUUCAGACUGACAGGAGCCAUCUGGGUCCUGGUUUUGCCUUGUUUACAUGUGCUCCUGGCCUUGUAACAGCUGCUGCUUUGCAGCUUGAAACUUUCAGACUUGAUUUCAAGAUUAUUUAUCCAGAAAAGGGCCAGUGGAAGCUCUAAUAAAUCAUGGACCUUCACUUCCACACAGAGGAGGACAGGGCAGGAGUGAUUGUGUGGAAACUACAAGACUCAGUGUCUCCUAUAAGCAUAUGGUGGCUUUGAAAUGUAUGAAUUAUUUUUUUAUCAGUCACCUGGCAUUUAUUAACACUAACCAUGACUUAUUUAUAAAAGGUGAUGUCAAAAAACAAACGGCUACCGCAUAUGUUGUAAAGUUGGAUUUCUGUAUAUUCAGCAUAAGGUGUGUGGAAAGCAUUUAA